AUGGUUCCCAGCCAGGGCUACUUGUUCUCUCCUGUGACAUUCCUAGAGUCACGAAAGGGUCUGGACGACUGCUUGCAGCAAUAUGUUUGUGUGUUUGAGCGCGGAGGUGUGUGUGGGGAGAGGCUGCUGAGGAUUAGCCACGCCGAGCUGGAGGAACUGGGAGUUUCUCGCAUCGGACACCAGGAGCUCAUUCUGGAGGCUGUCGACUUGCUCUGCGCUCUGAACUCAGGUCUGGAGACGGAGAGCGUCAGGACUCUGGCUCACAAACUCGGCGCCUCGGCCAAAAACCUGCAGAACUUCAUUUCCGGCCGCCGCCGAAGCAGCCAAUCAGAGAGCAGAAGCUCACGGCGGCUACCCAACGAUCUGCUGACCUCCGUGGUCGACCUCAUCACCGCCGCCAAGAGCCUGCUUGCCUGGCUGGACAGGUCUCCCUUUGCUGCAGUGGCAGACUACUCAGUAACCCGAAAUAAUGUCAUUCAGCUCUGCCUGGAGCUCACCACCAUUGUACAGCAGGACUGUACGGUGUUUGAAACGGAGAACAAAAUCCUUCAUGUGUGUAAGACUCUGUCGGAGGUGUGUGAGCACAUUGUGUGUGUGUCAUCGGACCCACUGGUUUCUCAGUCGGCCCACCUCGAGCUGGUUCACCUCACCAACAUUAAACCCUCUGAAGGCCUGGGAAUGUACAUAAAGUCAACCUAUGAUGGCCUCCAUGUGAUCACAGGAACUACUGAAGGGUCUCCAGCUGACCGCUGUAAGAAGAUCCAUGCGGGAGAUGAAGUCAUUCAAGUCAAUCACCAGACUGUGGUGGGCUGGCAGUUGCGUAACCUGGUCGGCUCGCUUAGGGCCGAUAAAGGCGUCGUGUCCCUGACCCUGAAGAAGCGUCCACAGAGCACGCUCAGCUCCGCCCCCGCACUGCUGAAGAACAUGCGCUGGAAACCCCUGGCUCUGCAGCCAACCAGAAGCCCAGGCAGCAGUUCAGCCACACCCUCAGGCACACCCACAAAGAACUCAGCCCUCCAGGACCUUUACAUCCCCCCUCCACCUGCUGAGCCAUACACUCCCAGAGAUGAGACGGGAGCCUUGUCUGGAGAUGAGGCAUCUCGUAACCAUGGUGGCGUCAGCGUUGCUAAGCGCUCUGAGUCACCAAACUCCUUCCUGGAUCAAGAGUCUCGCCGGCGAGAAGAGGAGGAGCCCGUGUACUGCACCACGCCUACAUAUGGCAGGCUGAGGCCCAUCUCCAUGCCUGUAGAGUGUAACUGGGUGGGCGACUAUGAAGACCCAGCCAAGCUUAACAGAGAAAGCCGCAGAGAAGCCUCACUCAUGCGUUACGUGGGACUGUCCAGCGGGGACGAGAGGACCUGCCCUGACGACUACUCCUCCCACACAGCUCGUCCAGGUAAACGGUCCAACGACACGGCCAAACGUGCCAAGAGGCGAAGCCACCACAGCCAAAGUCCCUCCCACUACGUCCUGCAGGCAAAUCAGAGGGAUUCUCCACCCAGAGACCCAGCCUCCAUGUAUCACACAUACCAGCAGUCCUCCUCUCUGCAGUCAAAGAGCAGGAAGAAGAAUAAAGGACGAGGUUUGGCCUCCCUGAGUCGGAGGCGUGUUUCCUGCAAGGCGCUCGGCAGAGGAGACUGCGAGGGCUGGUUGUGGAGAAAGAGAGAUGCAAAAGGUUACUUUUCUCAGAAAUGGAAGAAAUACUGGUUUGUUCUGAAGGACAACUGCCUGUACUGGUACAUCAACGAGGAGGAUGAGAAGGCCGAGGGUUUUGUCAGUCUUCCAGAGUUUAAGAUCGACCGGGCCAGUGAAUGUCGCAAGAAGUAUGCUUUCAAAGCAUGUCACCCCAAGGUCAAGAGUUUCUACUUUGCAGCAGAUGGAGUGGAUGACAUGAACAGAUGGCUGAGUCGUCUCAACAUGGCUGCUGUGGGCUACGCUGAGCGCGAGAGGAUGCGCCAGGAGCAGGAUUACUGGAGUGAGAGUGAACAUGAGGAUGACACCACCUCCAGCCCCAAACAGGACAGUCCCCCACCUCCAUAUGAUACCUACCCACGGCCUCCAUCAAUGAGUGCAUUCUUGGAAGGCCGAACCACUCGACUGUCUUCCACCGAGACGUCUCGUUCUCGCUCUUCCCAGGAGGACUUCCUCUGUGGCGAGCCACCCGUGGUGGCCGCAGAGCCACAGUACCACCCUGGCCCUCCUGGGGGAGGCACCACACACAGUGGGAGAAAACCAGGAGGCAGCAGCAGCAGCGACGUGCAGUACAGAUGCGAUCCUGUAGAGUACCGUUCCAGUCCUGCGGGAGGCAGCAGUGAGACAGGAUCCCCGGGCCGUUCUUCGUCAUCUCAGAGACGUUCUUGGCAGGACCUGAUUGAGACACCGCUGACUGAAGCUGGACUGCACUAUUUACAAACUGGGCCAUUAGAGGACGCUGUCUUUGCCGAGCCUGGUCCGGGAGGUGGGACUAUGACGGCCGGAGCCGUUUACACUCUUCCUGCACAGAGGAAUGUCCCGUUGCCCAUGGCGAUGCAGAGGCUGAUUCCUAUGGCAACCCAGGGAGGGAAACCCCGCAGCUUCACACUGCCAAGAGACAGCAACCUACACACACUCCUCACGCCCCCUGCGAAAGAAGAACAGCAAACGCACAAUGGUGGCAGUGAAGGUGCGUCCCUCGGCGACCUGUUUCGAGCGUGUGAGCAGGGCGGGGUGUGUCCUUUAGGUCGCGGCUCGGAGGCCAAAGGGCAGUCAGAGUUCAGGCAGUCGUUCCUCAGACGGGCCGCCGACCCUCAGCUCAAUGAGCGUCUGCACCGCCUCCGCAUACUGACCUCCACUCUGAAGGACAGGGAGGGGGAGCUAGCGCUGAUUGACAGGCUGUUGGCCAAUCCCCAGCUGUCGUCGGCUGAGUUCCAGGAGUGGAAGAGAGCCUAUCAGGAGCUGUUCUCUCAGGAGCCAAACUCCACCACUGAAUCAGACCCUGGCCCGCCAUUGACCCCCUCGCUCUCUCACACACACUCCUACAUCGAGACCCAUGUCUGACGUGUAAAACACACUCACACACGCACACACACAUGCUUAAGCUGCUCUCAUCUCCUGGAAAGAGUUGAACAAACUGCAGCUGACAUUUUAAUGCAUCAGAGCUGCAAUCAGGGUUGGUUUUGCAUCAGUGCAGAUAGCGAUGGAUUAUUUCGAGAGAGGGCAGUGAGGACAACUUGAUUCACAUCCUGAUAGCUUUCAGCUGCCACAGUGUACAAGUGCAACACGACAGCUUUCUGAGGAGACGCCUGUGCCCUCAUGUCACAUCGGUCUAUGAGCUGAUUGGUUGUGCCACUCCAGCUGGGCCUCGGGGGCAGACGAUACACUGAUUCUUAAGUAUUACAUGUUUGCUUUUGUGCUCUAUAUCUUAAGUACUCUCCAUGGAUAUAAGGAAUCACCGCAACUUACUUUGGACGACAUUCAUCCAAUUCAUUCAGUUUGUUCCUCCUGACAUGGACAGAUCUCACAAUAGUGUCGUCACAAGCUGCCAUUACACAGUAUUUCAUUCCACUUGUUGUGCCAUGUUUAUACUGACUGCACAGUGUCUCAUAGACAGUCUAAUAGCCUCAGAGUGACACACGUUGUAUCCCAUCAAGCCUUAUACUUGAUGUCUAUGAUGAUAUUUUCUGUACAGUGAGUGUUACAGCAGAGAACAAUAAGCGCAGGUCUUUUUUUAAAUCAACUAGUCUCAGUUUCUAUCUAGUUUUAGAGACUUUUGUUUGUGCUGGUUUGGUAUAAAUGCGUACUGUGCUGGGCUGGACCUGAAGCAUGCACACUCAAUAGGACCCGUUUCAAGGAAAAAUCCACCUUAAGAACAUUUUAAUGCUGUUAACUCACACUUAGACACGGUUUAUUUUGGUACAUAAAUGUUUUUUAUGUUUUCAUUUUUAGUUAAGGAUCAUUAUCAUGUUACUACACUUGAACAAACAUUAUAACUUUUCAAUUUGUAAAAACAAGAGUCUUGUCUCAGGAUAUAACUGAUGGUGUAUUUCAACAGAUACCAAUCGCUUAAUUUUAGAUACAGAGCUCAUUAAUUCAUUUCUGGGCCUAAAUAUUUUUGUUAAUCUCAUCAUCAUUAGUGUUUUAUGCAGUUUAUGGUGCCAUAAUGUCAUCUGCUCCUACACCUGGUAUUAAGAAGCGUUGUGCCUGCAUUGUGAUCAGAUCUCAGUAAGCAAAUUACUUAUUAGCUAUUGGCUAGGUACGUGUCAGGCCAAGGGAAGUGAUGCCAGUGACUGGCAUGAUUUUAAUUUUUAAAUCACUUUCUGUGAGGGACGACUUGCUAGCUGCUGCUGCAGCAUUUGGCUUUGGAAGAGGAUUCUGAUUCUAAAUAUGGUCAUGCUGUACAAAUAGCACUUAUACCUGGCUGAGAUCUGAUCACAUUACAUGCAUUAACAUGCAUUUUUCUUAUGCAAGAUACAGGUUGCAUAUCAAUACCAGGUGUAAGUGAGCCCUAUAGCUCCAUAAAACCACCUCAAUCUCAAACAAAGCCUUGAAUACAUAUAUAUAUAUAUAUAUACAUAUAAGACAUUGUUAAAUUUGAUUAUCUUGCCCAGUCCCGUUAUAUUAUUAUAACAAAAAAUAAUUAAAAUGUUUACUCGUUUUGGAACACAGACAACAUGUAAGGCAGCAAACACACAAGAAGCACCUUCAGAGAGGAGACUGGAUUCUUGCAGUUUGCCUCUGGAACCUUUUUUUUUCCCUUUGAUUUUCAGUGGCUUUAAUGGGCAACUUCAUCUGCACCAUAACACCUGAGACACAGUCACCAUGGCGACUAAGUAUAUGAGACAAAAGCAAGUGGUGAAGCAGUUCUGGUCGCCAUGGAAAAGCAUCCUAAAAACCACAAAAAAUCUCUAAUUCAUUUUUACUUUAAUUAAAGUAGAAAGGUAGAUUCUUUAUCGCAAAAUAACACCUGAGAGUUUUGUUGAUUAUUCUUCAUAUAACAGUGUAAAAGUUUCCAAGGGUGGACUUUUCCUCAGAGACCAUUUGGUUCUCUGUAACCUGCAUGCCACAUAGAGAAUAUGAGGAAAUAUUUGCAUAGGAUUUGAAAUAUGGAUCUAAUAAAAAUACAUUAGUUUAUUUGUAUGCUGCUGCCAAAUGACUUAAUACUCAGAGACACUGCACAAAACGAUGAAAGCAAUCAUACACACAAAUACACACACACACACACACUAAUAAGCACACAGAAACAGACAGUACACUCAGUUUGAAUGCUCUUUCUAUGCUGCUGCCCGUGGUUGGUUGUAGUAGCAUGUCUUUGUUGUAGAUAAACACAAUAUUCCUUUUCUGUUUUGUGUUUGAAAUCUCUAGAUACAGUAGAUCUCUCUUUGUAGAGUGCAAACUAAGUGUCUUGGAUAAUGUUCUCUAAUUCUAUCAGGUUUUUUGGGACAGACUGGCGUUGAGUAAAGAUUGUUUAAUGUUAAAGCUAUAAAUUAUGGUUAAAAAAAAACAGUAUUUAUUUACGUGAUCAAUCUACAUGUUCUGUCAGAAGAAGAGGGUGGAUCAA
Molecule: messenger RNA, 5536 nt
Organism: Toxotes jaculatrix (banded archerfish)
Lineage: Eukaryota; Metazoa; Chordata; Actinopteri; Toxotidae
Gene: cnksr2a
Product: connector enhancer of kinase suppressor of Ras 2a
Exons: 24
Coding region: 1-3036 (1011 amino acids)
Biological process (GO): regulation of signal transduction
Cellular component (GO): cytoplasm; membrane
Molecular function (GO): protein binding
Source: RefSeq, a predicted model, not a curated record